AUGGCAUCAAAUAAGUCGCAUCUGUUAUUUUGCGGCUUCAAUCAAGACUCCAAUUUAUUAUCGGUAGGAACGUAUGAUGGAUACAAAAUCUACAAUUGCGACCCAUUCGGGAAAUGUUUCUUCAAAUUACAAGGCGCCACGUCGAUUGUUGAAAUGCUCUUUAGUACGUCGCUCGUUGCACUUGUUGAGAAGGAGGAUGGAAGUAAUCGCAAGUUAAAGCUAGUAAACACAAAGAAGAGUACUACAAUUUGUGAAUUGACAUUUCCGACACCGCUGCUGUCGGUAAAAUUGAAUCGAAAACGCUUGCUCGCUGUACUGGAGGAACAAAUAUAUGUUUAUGAUAUCAGUAAUAUGCUACUGUUGCAUACGAUUGAAACAUGCGGAAAUUUGUUUUCUGUAUGCGCGCUCUCACCAAACUCAGCGAAUUGCUAUCUAGCUUAUCCCGACACUGAAACCAAAGACACUAAACCAGAUCUUGAUUCUUCUUCAACAGCAUUUGCCAAUUCGACUGUUUCUGGACGUGCCAUUCUUUGGGACGCAGUCCAUUGUAAAGAAAUAACAGUAAUCCAAGCUCAUAAAGAUCCUCUCUCUAUUUUGACGUUCAACACAGAUGGUACCAUGUUAGCUACUGCAUCCGAAAAUGGUAGAAUUAUUCGUGUAUACUCUGUUCCUUCAGGAGAACGUCUGUAUCAAUUUCGAAGAGGGUCCUUACCCGCUCAAAUCUAUUCUAUUGCUUUUCACCCCGAUUCCACCCUUUUAGCAGUUUCUUCCAGUACCCAGACCGUCCAUAUAUUUAAACUUAACAGCCAUAGCUCACCAUCAAAACCUCAGCCAGCAUCUCCGUCUGCUACUCCACCACGAAGGGAGAGUCUAUUCCGGAGGUCUUCGCGCAGCAUUGUAGGAACUGUUGGAGGUUAUCUGCCACAAUCUGUUUCGGGAAUGCUUGAUCCAGAGCGUGAUUUUGCGUUUGCUCACAUACCUGGUGACAAGGUUUCUUCAGUGGUAGCAUUUAGCAGCGAAAAUUCCAACAUCAAUGUUGCUACGUUUGAUGGAAAUCUGUAUGCUUUUCGAAUGAAUCUGUCAACUGGAGGGGAAUGUUCACUUAUUAAUCAUUUUUCGAUCGGCCUAUCGGCUACUUAGAUUAUAACAAGCUUAAAAAAAAAGGAAAACAAUUCCUCCUCGUUUUUAUUUUUUAUGUUUUACUUUUUAGAUCGUCUCUCAUUCGGUUCAAAAACAUGAUCGAUUUCUUUACGCACGGAUAGGCACUAUAAUGAUUUGAAAAGAUGCGGUACUUGUACUUUUUACUAUUCAUUAAUAAUCUAAAUCUGAAUGUACAUAAAUUAAGCUGUCUUUAUCCAUUGCAAGUUUACCAUGCAAUCUAUUUAUUCAUCUUUUCUUCAAAAUAUCCAUCUUUGCAUUCUUUAGUGACUCAUAAAAGGAUGCAUUUCUACAGCGUAAUGGAGAUACGGCAAAUCGUCUAGCUUUUUGCUUGCUUGUUUAUUCAACAACCACUGUUCCAUUCCCUUUGCAUUUCUUUGAAUCAACCAGAAUUGGUUCAUUGAAUCGAGGUGAUUCCUGACUCCGGCUUGAUAAAUCCUUUCAAUAAAUCGCCAUGAAUACCUAUCAACUUUUCAAAGACUCCUUCUUGAUGAUUCCUUUAUGAAUCGAUUUUCAGUGAAAUAAUUCUUCUUUUCUCUUCGAUGUUCUACACUUUUCUUUUCAACCCAGCUGUUUGUUUACAAACCUCGUUGUUACAGUAUCUGGACUGAUAACGCUACCAUCUUUGAUUUCGGUAAAUUAGCUGAUUAUCUCCUAACGACAAUGUAAGUUACAGUUAUUGAACUCGGUAUAUAAACUUGCCCUCUGCCAUUACCUUUAUAUAUUCGGAUCGGG
Messenger RNA from Schizosaccharomyces cryophilus OY26, 1893 nucleotides. Its product is annotated as WD repeat protein. Gene Ontology annotation, cellular component: cytosol; phagophore assembly site membrane; fungal-type vacuole membrane. Lineage: Eukaryota; Fungi; Ascomycota; Schizosaccharomycetes; Schizosaccharomycetales; Schizosaccharomycetaceae. Gene Ontology annotation, biological process: nucleophagy; protein lipidation; protein localization to phagophore assembly site. The record is from RefSeq and is a predicted model, not a curated record. The transcript is spliced from 5 exons. Gene Ontology annotation, molecular function: phosphatidylinositol-3-phosphate binding; phosphatidylinositol-3,5-bisphosphate binding; protein binding. Bases 1 to 1140 code for a protein of 379 amino acids.